CUAACACAAAUUACAUUUUGUUUUAAACAAUUGAAAACACACGUAAAAACACAAAAACAACGUUGCGGCAUUUGCGAAUUAAUAUAUAUUUAGUCCCUGCCGUACGCCGCCAUGUGUUAACUGCAAAAACGGGACCCGUUUACGCGUUUGAGAGCCCAUUUUCAGAUUCUGCUGUGCUGCGCGACCCAAAACAAGAAAAGUUCGCACCGAAUUUGCAAUGCGCUGCCGCUGAAAAUCUAAAGGUAUAAAACAAAUUACCCCCACCCGCGAUAAAUAACCCACUGUGCCGUUGCAUUGCCAAAUUACAAAAUUGCUUGAAACAAAAGCCACAAACAACUGGCCAUGGAGGCGGGGGAAAAAAACGAAGUGUGCAGGACGUUCGGCAUUCGCAAAUACCUCGUGCUUUUGGCGUAGCGUGCAAAACAACGCGCUGUCAUCUGGCCGAUAGGUUGGAUGUGUGGUGUUAUCGGCUGCUUCUGCCCUGUUAUCGCGUUAUCGCGCAAGGACCACGAGAGCGGCGAAAAACCUUUUGCCUUUUCCGAGUGGGUUGGUGUUUGUGGGUGGUGUGAAAAAAGUGCGUGCGGUCUUGUUUAUGGGUGAAAAAGAGCAGCGGCUGUCCGGCCGGAGUUAGCAAGUCCUGUGCAGCAGCAGGAUCCUUCCCAUCGAGAUUAGGUCGCCUUUUCGUCCUCCGGCUGCUCCGCUCCCCAAAACUCCAGCUGUCGGUUUUUUUGUUUUAAACACAUUCCACACACUUUGGGCCGAAAGGAUACCCAUGAGCUGGGUGAGAUAUACAAGAAGCGCCACGAGUUAGCCACCGAGAUGGCCAACAACAAUCAUCCGCAUCCUGGGCAUCUCAGCCAGGCGGCCCAGAACGCCUCCUGGAAUCCCCUGCAAAUUCCCUCGUACAUACCCCGGCAGCCGCAGUUGGCGCAUAUGUCUAACGAGCGGCCCGGAAUGGUGCGAUCCCCGCUGGCCUGGCAUGUUUCCGGUUCCGUUUCCGCCCAGCCGCCGCCGCCGCCCGAUGCCAUUUACAAUUUCAUGUCGGCCAACCACAAAAACCUGGACCACCACCAUCAGAUGAAUCCUCUGUUGGCUCCGCCCUACUCUGGAACUUUGCCAUUCAACUCCAUGGACCUGUCCCUGCAGUCCGCCCGCAGUGCGGCCCAGCCGCUGGCCAAGCAGUCGCCCAACCAGCAGGCACAGCAGUCCCAGCAGCAGCAGCAAUCCCUAAUGCACGCCCCCAAUUAUCCUUCAAUUCAAAAUCUCACGACCAAUGCCACGCAACAACAGCAGCAGCAAGGACAUCUGGCCGCCAUGGCAGCCGCUCAUGCCAGUUUGCUGCAGUCCAGCCUGGGCAGCUCCUCGGGAAACCUCAGCAAUGGGGGCGACUGCGAGUCCUUGCUGCCGCCACCGCCUCCCACAACUGCCUCUGGGAACAGCAAUCAUGCGGGGAGCAACAGCAGCAGCAAUAGUGGCAGUAACAAUCACGUAACCAGCCCGCACUACACGCAAUCGCGCGAUGAGAACUUCAAGCUGGCGCAAUUGAAGCGCAGCUUCGACCAUGAACUGCUCUCGGGAAAGAGUUUGCCGAAGGACAAGGACUUUGGCUACCCGCCAGCGGGAUCAGCUAGCAAACUACCCACUCACAAUGUACAGCAGCAACAUGUCAACAAGAAACCCUCACCUCUGCGAAACUAUCACCAACAACAGCAGCAGCCGCCUUACAACUUAACGCCCAAAUACAAUGGACCACAGACGCCACCAACGCCUCAAUCUCCGCUGGCUGCGCCGCCUCAUCAGAUGCAAUCACCUACCAUGGACUACAAUCAGCUGCACCUGCACCAUCAGCUCAAUAACUCGGGCGGAGCUGGUAGCUACCACCACAUGCAGCAGGACCAGACGCAAUCGCAAUCACAAUCGCAGCACCCCCAGCACUUGCACUACCACAAUCAGCAUGCGGCCAACAGCCAAACAGCUCCGCCGCCGCUCCUGCCACCUCACUUGACCAGUGGUCAGUUUCAUGGGCAACCACAGGAUGCGGGCCAGCAGCAGCAGGUGGCAUUAUCCUCGAGUCAACAACAGACGCAUCAUUCCCGAAACACUCAACUGACGAAUCUCGAUGUCCUGGCGGUCAAGCACAAAUCAGACUCGUCGGAGGAGCAGCCUGUUAUAACUGAUCUGUCAUACCGCAACUCGGAAGUGGACAAACCCGCAGUAGAUGCCCCUGAGUCUCCCUACCUGACCACCUCCAAUGAGGAGUCGCUGGAGUCGAACAGCAACAGCAGCAAUAGUCGCAAGCGCCGCAAACGAAAAGCCAGUAUGGUUAUGAGGGUUACUCCGAAUGAAAAUGCACCAGAGGGAGGCAACAUCAAGCAGCAGCAUCAACAGCAACUGCUGCAGCAGCAGCAGCCUGUGCACCAGAACAACAGCUGCAGUCCCAAACGAUCGCCCAAGAAUGGAGGCGGUGACUUUCAGCCCUUUAGUUUGCAAACCCAGCCGCAAACGGCGAAGGAGAAGGUUCCGCAAGAGAACGGCCGGGCAGGAUCACCAGCACCGGCGGAGAACAGCAGCAACAGCAACAGCUCCAACACGCUGUACCACGACAACGACAACCCCAAGACCAAGAAACAGCGGCAGGCCCUGCUGCAGCGGAAUCUUACCGAACAGCACCGUCUGCAGCUGGAGGAUGAGCCUCCCAAGAAGCACACAACACCGCCCACCAUGCCGCCACCCAGUCCGCAGAGCAACAGCAGUAGCAGUAGCUCGAGCAGCUCCAGCGCCAACACGCACAGCAGCCACAGCAAUCAUGCGGCUAACGAUAGUCGAAGGGGGGAUCAGAAGCCGGAGAUCAACAAUAAGGCCACCACGGAUACACCUGCAUCUCCUGCCCUCGUCGAGCAGGGCGACAUCGAUGCCAAGCCGGCGGUUAGUGUGCACGAGUGCGAUGAAGAGGAGGACACGGCCACGAAUAAGGAAUCAUCACCCGCACAUCCUGUUCCGCCAGCUAAUGUGGCUGUUCCCCCCGUGACCGAAGAAUCGCCCAAGAAAUCCUCAUUCGCUGCCAACUCAGAGCCCUGUCCCUUUGGUGAAGUGGAGGACAAGCUGGAGGAAAUGUUUGCCGGCAUCGAAGAGGAGACGGAAAGGAUAUGCAGCCCGGAGAAGCUGACAGCGGGCGAGACGGAAGAGUUGGUAGCCCACGAUUUGACCGCCCAGCUGGCUCUGGACAGCGCCAAACCAGCAGACGAGGCGCCGGCGGAAAAGAUGGAGAGCUCAGUGCUGGCAGUUCUGACCCCUGCCCCCGAAAUUCGGCCCGUGGCCACCAAGGCGGCCAUGAAGUCCACCCUGCCCAGUCCCGUGCACAGCCCCACCCCACUAGCUCGCUCCACCUCGACGCCCUUGGCCGCUGCAGUGGAUGACAAUAGUAAGCCCAACACGCCCGUUCCACCUAAGACACCUGCAGUAAGAAGACCGCCACCUCGUAGGCUUUCCAUGGGCAUGGAUGUCUCACUGCUGCGCUUCAUGAUCGACGACCCGCCUGCCAAGAAGCCAGGUCGCAAGAAGAAAGUGAUUCCAGAGCCGGAACUGGAAGAUGAUGACAAGCCAAGCACCUCGGCGGCGGCUGCUGCGGCUCUGGCAGCCCGCCAAUUAAGCGAAGCGGCUGCAGUUGCUCCGAAGUCGAAAGCUGCCGGUGCCAAGAAGAAGAAUACACUGGGCAAGGGCAAGAAGGGAGCAGCAGCAGCGGGGAAGGCCAAUGCCAAGAAUGUCAAGCAAAACGGGAAGAAGCCGGGCAGAAAGCCCGCCUUUACCACCGAUGAGGAUAGCACACCGGCGCCCACAAACGGAGCAAGCGGAGCAGUCCCUGAGCUAAGGUUCAAGUCUCCCUUCAUACUCAUCAAAGCGGACGGCAGCGUGAGCAUCAAGAACACCCACAGUGCCGAGGACGUGAACGAGAAGCAGACAAAAGCCAAGAAGGCUCCGCACGAACGAAAAAACCUGAGGGGGAUGCAUAGCUCCACGCUGAGCAACCGCUACGAUGCGGACACCACCGAUUCCACCUGGAUUUGUGUGUUCUGCAAGCGGGGUCCCCACAAGCAGGGUCUGGGCGAUCUCUUUGGCCCCUAUCUGGUCACCAGCGACUGUGACGAGUACCGUGCGGCCCUGCAGGCUCCCGGAGUACAGGACAUUGACGGACUGUUUGUCAACAAACGGCGACGCGAGGACAUGGUCAAGCUGCAGGAGCGAAAUCUACCCGUAGUUCCCGCCACGCUGGCCCACAUUAUGCAGGCUCCCAAAAUUAGCAUGCACAAACGAAAGCGCAAGCAGACGCACGAUAGCUCCAUAUCCUACAGCGAUGACCCCAACGAGUCGCGUUCGCAAUGCUCAUCGGUGGAACCCAUCGACUGCAGUCACGAGCCCAAGUUUGUGGAGACCUUCCGCGGCAUGGGCAAGACCUCGGAGCACGGCUUUGAGGUUUGGCUGCACGAAGACUGCGCCGUGUGGAGCAACGACAUCCAGCUGAUCGGCGCCCACGUCAACGGACUGGAUGCGGCUGUGUGGGACAGCACGCGGUACCAGUGUGUGCUCUGCCAGCAGACGGGGGCCAGUGUAUGUUGCUUCCAGCGUAGUUGCAAGGCGCCUGCUCAUGUGCCGUGUGCGCGAUCCGCCAACUGGAGUUUGAGUGAGGAGGAUCGCAAGGUCUUCUGCCAGCUGCAUAAAGAGGAGUCUGACAUAGUGGAGCCCAUAAAAACGGAGCCAGUGGCAGCUCCAGUUGCUCCUGCUCCUCCAGCACCAGCUCCGCCGCCCCCGUUCAACAUUCAUUCGCUUCCCUGAGUACGCGUGCGCGUCCAGAAAUGCCGCCUGGUCGCCAAGCGUUGAGCGUUGAAGGCACGAUCCCUUAGAUUCCUCAUUCCUGAUUCCCAACUCCCGCAUUCGAAAACCCAAACGAAUCCGCAGCUCGCUGCAUCUUUUACUUAAGCUUUGUACAUAAGUUUCCGACUGCCGUCGUCGCCAGGAGGGCAUUUCGUGAUUUUGUAUAAAUCCGCUGUACAUUUUAAGGCUUGACGCACCGCACGACGAUAUCAGAGCGUUCGCCACGUUAUAGUUAGGUUUCCCCUGCACUCUGCAUCCUUAGUUGUUUAUGUUUAAGUGAAUGCCUAAAUUAUUAUUUCGCCUAGUACUAUGCACUUUACAUUAGUACCUUUUAGUUCUAACUAAGUUAAAAGCCUAUCCAACCUAUGUCCAAUGCCCACCACCCAAUUUGCAUCACAUACGCCAAUUGAUAAUUCGAAACGAAUACUCCAAUGCCAUACCAAUAACCAACUGAGUAAUCAUGAUAACUGAAGUAGCUAUGGGAGAUUCCAAUUCCAAUUGAUAUAUGCGAUGUGAAGUUGCAGUAAAGUUACGUAUAAAUAGAAAAUGUUUGACACCAAGUAAGCGAGAACAUUCGAAGCCCCAAUUACAAAAUGGAAUAUUGUAAAACAAUAUAUGAUAUGCAUAUAAUAAUUAUUAGUAAUGUUAAUGUAAGCGAACAGUUAAAAAGCCAGCUAAAUGAAACCUUGUAUUGUAUUCGUAUCCGGUAAGGUCUGUACGUAUUGCUGAUAAUUUUAAAAACUCUUAAACGUAUAAACAAUAAAAAUUUAAUCUCACAACAUCAAAAGGCGGAGGAGAAGGAGGAAAAGUAAGGGUUUUUUGUAAAU
Molecule: messenger RNA, 5696 nt
Organism: Drosophila gunungcola (fruit fly)
Lineage: Eukaryota; Metazoa; Arthropoda; Insecta; Diptera; Drosophilidae
Exons: 6
Coding region: 820-4830 (1336 amino acids)
Biological process (GO): regulation of transcription by RNA polymerase II
Cellular component (GO): nucleus
Source: RefSeq, a predicted model, not a curated record